Molecule: messenger RNA, 852 nt
Organism: Triticum turgidum subsp. durum (durum wheat)
Lineage: Eukaryota; Viridiplantae; Streptophyta; Magnoliopsida; Poales; Poaceae
Source: the annotation of a GenBank genome assembly
AUGCUGCCCGCGCGCUUCCUCAAGCUCUCGCUGCUACGCCGCCUCGGCACCGCCCGUGCGGCCGGAGUGCCCCCGCCGUGGCAGACCAGGCAAUUUCCGGUGCGGGGUUACCAGCCUCGAGGUUAUUCUACCGGAGGAAGCUCCAAGUAUGAUAGACCGAUGAGACAGUUUGCUGAAGAGAACGAGUCAAAUUCUCAGCCACUAAUAUAUUACAUUGUCCCAUCUGCCAUUCUAGCCUUUGCUGGACUAGCCACUUAUGUUCACUAUAAUGAUGAGAAGCGUGCAGUUCCCUUAGGUAAACAAGCACAACAGAACAGUAUUCCCAAAAGGUGCACUACCAACAGACCUGCAAUCGGAGGACCAUUUAAGCUCUAUGAUACAGAAAACAAUGUGGUGACUGAAUCAAAGCUUCGAGGGAAUUGGACGCUGAUGUAUUUUGGCUAUACAUCAUCCCCAGAUGUGGGGCCGAACGAAGUUGAGAAGAUCGCUGAUGUUGUUAAGCUGUUAGAGUCAAAGUAUGAUAUCAAGAUUAAACCACUCUUCGUCACACUUGAUCCUCAACGUGAUUCACCUGCUCAGCUUAAGGCAUAUCUUAGUGAAUUCGACCCAAGAAUAACAGGAUUAACAGGCUCAGUCGAUGCAAUAAGACAGAUGGCACAAGAAUACCGCAUUUUCUUUAAAAAAGUUGGUGAAGUUGGUCAGGAUUAUAUUGUAGAAAGUUCUCAUAACAUGUAUUUGCUAGAUCCAUGCCUGGAGACAGUAAGAUGCUUUGGAGCUGAGUAUAAGGCAUCAGACCUUGCUGAGGCGAUAACAACGGAGAUCCAGAAAGCAUCUAAUUCAGCAGCGAAGUAG